Messenger RNA from Cajanus cajan (pigeon pea), 1320 nucleotides. Its product is annotated as basic helix-loop-helix protein 79. Gene Ontology annotation, cellular component: nucleus. Gene Ontology annotation, biological process: regulation of DNA-templated transcription. NCBI's taxonomy places the organism in Eukaryota, Viridiplantae, Streptophyta, Magnoliopsida, Fabales, Fabaceae. Gene Ontology annotation, molecular function: DNA-binding transcription factor activity; protein dimerization activity. The record is from RefSeq and is a predicted model, not a curated record.
UAUGUUUUCUACUUGAACCUUAACAACAUUUGAGUCCUCCAAGCUGAAGAAGAAGCUAGAGUUAGGCGGCAUAAGAAAAGUAAUUAACGUAAGAAGAUGUUGCACUGUGCGAAGACGUCGGGGUUGGAAAGGCAGAGGGCGAGGAUGAAGUGGGAAGAAGAGGAAGGGUUGUUUUGUGGGUUAAGCGGUGUUCUCUCUUCUAAUUCUUCUUCGUUGCAUGUUCACGAGUCCAUGAUGGUGGCUGCUGAUUCGGGUUCUGCCCUGGCUGAGGUGGUGGCUCAGGCUGGCUCAAUCAACAUGCCAACUGCUGGGAGCCCCUCAAUAUCAAGGACCUUUAGCUGUCCACCUACUCUCGUGGAGCCCAAGCCCAAGCCCAAGCCCGCUGCCUCCUCAAUUGGGAUCAAGAAGCGCAAACCUCACAGUCCCAAGUUUGUUGCAGAAAAUGAUAGUAGCAAAGACAAGAGGAUCAAAGUCGGCGCCCACGAUGGAGAAUCCAAAAUCACAGGAACCAACAACAACAGAGAAGAAACCUGUGCGGAUACUUCAAAUUCCAAACAAAAUUCAAAGCUCUCCGAGGUUCAAAAGCCCGAUUACAUUCAUGUUCGAGCACGUCGUGGCCAAGCCACCGAUAGCCAUAGCUUAGCUGAAAGAGUUAGAAGAGAAAAAAUUAGCGAGAGAAUGAAGUAUUUGCAAGAUUUAGUUCCUGGAUGCAACAAAAUCACGGGAAAAGCUGGCAUGCUCGAUGAAAUCAUCAACUAUGUUCAAUCUCUUCAACGACAAGUUGAGUUUCUGUCAAUGAAAUUAGCUGCUGUGAAUCCAAGGCUUGACUUUAGUGUUGAUGAUCUAUUUGACAAAGAGGUGUUUCCUGCUUGUGCUGCAAAUUUUCCAAAUAUGGGAAUGUCAUCAGACAUGACUAAUUAUCUACAGUUUAAUUCACCACAGCAACAGCAAAUUGUUUCCUAUGGUGGAUUAGAUACGGGGAUUAACCCUUCCGAUAUGGGGCUUAGAAGGACAAUAAGUGCCCCUGUUUCAAUGCCUGAAGAAACAUAUCUUCCCUCAUCCUGUUUCACACAAAUGCUACCCUUUUCAACAUGGGAAGGUGGUUUCCAAAACCAUUGCAAUUUCGAUUUCCCUUCUCAGCUCUUCUCAGGCCUAGUUGAAGCUGGCAAUCUAAAGAUGGAGAUGUAGACUAGAGCUUCUAUUCCCUUGGGCGACUUAUCAAGAUUCUUUUUGUUUUCUUUCCAAGUACAUAUCGCAUAUAUAAAUUGUUUGUAACUGCUCCAUAAUAUAAAUAAAAUUUAUUAAUACCUGUUGACUUCA